Molecule: messenger RNA, 969 nt
Organism: Lachancea thermotolerans CBS 6340
Lineage: Eukaryota; Fungi; Ascomycota; Saccharomycetes; Saccharomycetales; Saccharomycetaceae
Gene: LIA1
Product: deoxyhypusine monooxygenase
Exons: 1
Coding region: 1-969 (322 amino acids)
Biological process (GO): peptidyl-hypusine biosynthetic process
Molecular function (GO): deoxyhypusine monooxygenase activity
Source: RefSeq, a predicted model, not a curated record
AUGUCUACCAACUUCGAGAAGCACUUUGAGGAAAACGUCGACAACUGCUCGCUAGAGCAGCUGAGAGAUAUCUUGAUCAACAAGUCGGGCAACUCCAAGCUAGCUAACAGGUUCAGAGCGCUGUUCAACUUGAAGGGUAUCGCAGAAGAGUUCGAGAAAUCGCCCGAGGAGGCCCUGAAGGCGACGAAAUACAUCAGCGAAUGUUUUGGCGACUCGAGUGAGUUGCUGAAGCACGAGGUCGCUUACGUGCUGGGGCAGACUAAGAACAUGGCCGGAGCGCCCAUCCUCAGGGAUGUGUUAGCCGACAACGACCAGCAAUGCAUGGUCCGCCACGAGGCCGCAGAGGCCCUUGGUGCCUUGGGUGACGUGGACUCGCUGCCCAUCCUCGAGACAUACUUCAAGGAAGACCCCCUGCUUGAAAUCAGACAGACUUGCGAGCUUGCCAUUGGCAGAAUCAAGUGGCAACACAGCGGCCUGGCCGAUAAGGAGAACCUGCAGGAGUCCCUGUACUCGAGCAUCGACCCCGCGCCACCUCUCACUAAGGACACCGACUACAAGAUUGGGGAGCUGAAGCAGAUCCUGCUAGACCAAGAAAAGCCAUUGUUUGAAAGAUACAGAGCCAUGUUCAGACUCAGAGACAUUGGCAACGACGAGGCUUGUUUGGCCCUUGCCGCUGGCUUCGAUGACCCUUCUGCGCUGUUCAAGCACGAAGUCGCGUAUGUUUUUGGCCAAAUCGGUAACUCAGUUGUCGUGCCUCACUUGGUUGAGGUUCUGGGGCGUGAGAACGAGGCUCCUAUGGUUAGACACGAGGCCGCCGAGGCUUUGGGUUCUAUUGCCACUUACGAUGUUCUGCCUGUGUUGAAGGACCAUUUGACUGACAAGGACGAUGUCGUCAGAGAAUCUGCUAUUGUUGCCCUCGACAUGUACGAGUACGAGAACAGCAACGAGUUGGAAUACGCCCCAGCUUGA